UCUUUAUCACUCACGAACAUUAUAAGCUUGUUUACAAGUUGACAGCUCUUUGAUGAGAGCUAGGACGGCUCAGCUGAUUGCUAGCAACCUCUGCUAUAUUUCCUUUCGUCAUGGUCAUGGAGACCUCUAAACAUCGACGCAGUCCUCGGAUUAAGUAGAACAUGUUCAGAUGUAGUUUUGUACGUCAAACCUCCGAUCUUCGUUGACAGCACGUCGUCACUCGUUCAAGCCCGCUUGUCCAGUCAUGGCAUCCCCAGAGACCUUGUUGACCUCUGACCUGGUGGAGUUGCUCAAGAGUGAGGUAUCCGUCUUGGACCAGCUCGUGCAAGGUGACAGGAAGUUGGACCUGUUCCUGCGGAGUCUCAUACACACCGCUGCUUCUGGAGAUCAAAGCCCCAGUGUACCUAUAAAGGACCAGCAUAAAGCCACGGAUGCCCUCCUGUGUGAGGUGGUCAAGAGACUCGGGGCUGAGCUGGAAGGAGGCUCCAUCCAGUGUAAACUCCAAGAAACAGAACUUGAGGUUUGUCUUCUGUCGAGACUAGAGCAGGUCCUUGAGGUGUGCAUCUUGAGGCUACAGGGCAAAGUCUGCUCCCUGGAGUCUUUGACUGCCCUCUCUGUUGUCUUCAACCCAAACAUCAGCUUCAACAGGCUGGAGACUUGGUCUUCCCGGUCAACGUAUUCCAAGACUUCAGUGUUGGCACAGUCCAUUAACUACUUCGGCAGCUACGAUGGAUUUGAAUUGGUGCGACGGCGGUUACGCAACGCCCGGGACCUGACUAUUGCGCAUAUAGCCGCUCUACUAAGACCCUUUGGUCAAUGCUACCCACAGCUAUCAGCAAGUACCGUGAAGGGAUCGUUUCUACCGACCGUGGAUCUUGUAUGUUCUCACCUGUUGUCGUGUUCUGAUCGUCAACUCUUCCAGCAGGAUAUACCAGCAGGGGAGCUCCCACCGUGUUUAAUUGGUCCACGUGCUGCCUAUGUUAUAGUCGAGUCUGUGAUGAACCUUCUGUCUGUCGUCAAAUCAGAAGAAGUGGAUGCAGAGGUCAAAGUGCAAUACUGGCAAGAAACAAUCCUCACCAGACUGAAACAUGCAACAGAGGAUGACGCUAUCCCCAUGGCGAAUAGAUCUGAGCCCCAAGCUCCGGAAUCACAUAGGGAUAAACUAAUCUUCACAGCGGAGCCAAAGAUAUCUAGUGUGAUGGAGGCAGAUGAUAAUGAUAGUGCAUUGCAUCAGGAGACCAAGGAAGAGGACAUGUUAUCCUCAUCUACCCAGGGUGACGCCACGGUGGCGCAGGAAGCCUUCGAAGUGGACGUUGUGCCCAUGAGCACCUACGCCAACAGUGAUUCCUCGAGUGAUCACUGCGCAGCCAAUACGUUGACUCCGACGUGUAGGACUGUUAUCCCACAAGAAGUCAUCAUCCAUGAACCUUACCACGAUGUUAUCCCAGUGGGUACAAUGGCGUAUCAGAGCGAUACCCCGGCGGGGCCGUCGGUCAUCGUCGGGAUCGGGACGCUGCCUCGGCGGAAUGACUCCAGUGAUAGCUCGUCCCUGGUCUCCUCCGUGCCGCACUCGGCGAGUGAACUCGGCAACGUCUGCAGGGUGUGCUUCGAGGUGGAGAUCUCGCCCAAGAAUCGUCUGAUUCGACCGUGUCGCUGCGCCGGCUCGUCGGCCAGCAUUCACCGACAGUGCUUAGUUAAAUGGAUCCAUAUCUCUGGCAACAGACGCUGUGAAGUGUGCAAUGCGCGCUUCAGCUAUGUGCCCUUUUCGGAGCGGAUGCGUGGAUUCAUGGAGAAGUUCAGACAGAACAGGAGAUGGCGCAAUGCAGCAUUUGCCGUCCUCGUUGGUCUGGUCGUCAUUCUCUACCUUAUCAUUUUUGCUGUGUUUCCGGGUGGCAUCAUGAACGUAUAGCGCACUCAACGAGAGUCGGGAGAAGAAGAAAACCAAGGUACAAGCUGUAAAUAUAUACAAUGUAAGGCACACAAAUGCAAUCUCAGACUGAACUAAUCAGCUACCUGAUUCCUCAACAAAAACGAAUUUUGAAGAAAAAAAACUGUCGGCGUGUCUGCGUUCAGAUUGAGCAUCUGUAGCUGUUUGCUUGAGCGGCAUUGUUAAGUCAUGUAAGUGAAGGCACAGUGUAAGCGUUUAUCCGAGCAUGGCAGGGGCUUUAAGCCAGGCUUUUACAUUCAAACCGCCCUCUGUUGACAAAGCACUGUACACGUCAUGUUUCGCCGGGCAAAAAGACGCACAGUCAU
This is a messenger RNA of Asterias rubens (European starfish), 2253 nucleotides long. RefSeq lists its product as uncharacterized. Gene Ontology annotation, molecular function: zinc ion binding. The record is from RefSeq and is a predicted model, not a curated record. Bases 245 to 1909 code for a protein of 554 amino acids. The transcript has 11 exons. Lineage: Eukaryota; Metazoa; Echinodermata; Asteroidea; Forcipulatida; Asteriidae.